This is a messenger RNA of Suricata suricatta (meerkat), 2160 nucleotides long. It is a transcript of the gene AMDHD1, whose product is annotated as amidohydrolase domain containing 1. Gene Ontology annotation, cellular component: cytoplasm. Gene Ontology annotation, molecular function: imidazolonepropionase activity. The record is from RefSeq and is a predicted model, not a curated record. Bases 20 to 1405 code for a protein of 461 amino acids. Lineage: Eukaryota; Metazoa; Chordata; Mammalia; Carnivora; Herpestidae. The transcript has 9 exons.
ACCCGCGGCGCGCGGCGACAUGGCGGGCAGCCACCGCCUCCUGCUGGAGAACGCGCAGCAAGUGGUGAUGGUAUGCGCCCGCGGCGAGCGCUUCCUGGCGGGGGACGCGCCGCGCAGCCUGGCCGUGCUGGAGGGCGCCAGCCUGGUGGUGGGCACGGAUGGGUUUAUAAAAGCCAUUGGUCCUGCUGAUGCUAUCCAAACACUGUUUUCUGAAGAAACAUUUGAAGAAAGAAUUGACUGUUCUGGGAAAUGCAUCUUGCCGGGUUUGGUGGAUGCACACACACAUCCAGUAUGGGCUGGUGAAAGAGUUCACGAGUUUGCAAUGAAGUUGGCAGGAGCCACGUACAUGGAUAUUCAUCAGGCUGGAGGAGGCAUCAACUUCACCGUGGAGCACACGCGCCAAGCGUCGGAGGAGGAGCUCUUCUGCUCAUUCCAGCAGCGGCUGCAGUGCAUGAUGAGGGCGGGGACCACGCUGGUGGAGUGCAAGAGCGGAUAUGGCCUCAACCUGGAGACCGAGCUCAAGAUGCUGCGUGUGAUUGAGCGCGCUCGGCGCCAGGGGCCCAUCGGCAUCUCAGCCACUUAUUGCGGGGCUCACUCGGUGCCAAAAGGAAAGACCGCUACAGAAGCUGCUGACGAAAUCAUCAAUAACCACCUCCCAAAGCUGAAGGAACUUGGCAGCCGUGGGGAAAUACACGUGGACAACAUAGAUGUAUUCUGUGAGAAAGGCGUCUUUGAUCUCAAUUCCACCAGAAGGAUUCUUCAAAGUGGAAAAGAUCUAGGAUUACAGAUUAACUUCCAUGGGGAUGAACUCCAUCCUAUGAAGGCUGCUGAGCUCGGGGCUGAGCUGGGAGCCCGGGCCAUCAGUCACCUGGAAGAAGUGAGCGAUGAAGGCAUCGCUGCCAUGGCAACGGCGGGGACCUCCGCCAUCCUUCUGCCCACCACGGCCUACAUGCUGAGAACACAAGGGGUUGGAUAUCUUAAGUCUGCUUCCAUUCCGAGCAUCUGGUCUGCAGAAGUUCCACUUUCAGAGACUGACAUCUUUUUUUACUUCCCUCGUCUUAGACUGAAGCAACCUCGGGCUAGGAAGAUGUUAGAUGAAGGUGUAAUAGUUGCUCUGGGCAGUGAUUUCAACCCUAACGCAUAUUGCUUUUCAAUGCCACUGGUCAUGCAUCUGGCCUGUGUGAACAUGAGAAUGUCCAUGCCCGAGGCCUUGGCGGCCGCCACCAUCAAUGCAGCUUACGCCCUGGGAAAAUCUCACACACACGGAUCUCUGGAAGUUGGUAAACAGGGAGAUCUCAUUAUCAUCAAUUCGUCCAGGUGGGAGCAUUUGAUUUACCAGUUUGGAGGCCAUCAUGAAUUAAUUGAAUAUGUUAUAGCUAAAGGAAAAGUCAUCUACAGAAAAUGAAAGCUUGGAAAGGAAAGAGAAGCCUCUUCAACUAUAUAAGAAAAUGCAGUUGUCGUAAAAGUUAAAAUGCCACCAUAAUUUACCAGAGUGAUGCCACUUAGAUACAUUUCAGUGCUUUGUUAAUCCACUUGAAAAAAACCAAGAGAGAAAUCUAUUUUCUUUCAACAUGUGCACCUGGACAUAUAAAUAGGUAAAUCAUUUAGAUCAUAAUCUCAGGACAUUAACUCAUUUCACAGAGAUUUGUUACAAACAUUUUGAAGAUUAAUGUGAUGGAGUAUCACCAAAAUGCCUUUGUGGGGAAAGCAGAUUGGCAGUUAGGUAGACAUGUCUUGGAAAUCGCAUUUUAUUUCUGCUUUUCAAGCUUCAGUUUUUAAACUACAUUUAGUGAAAACUGCGGGAUAGUGAGAAAUCCAAGCGCUAUGCCCCAAGUGAAGCAAGCGUAGCCUUCUAACAGGCUAGUCCUUUUCCCACAGAGUUCCUCUUUACAGGUGUUCUUUGAAUGAAUCAGUGUCUCCGAUGGGAGGGUGUCCUAUUUCUAAUUUCUUCUCAACUCUAACAACAGAGCUUCACAGCAGAUUUCAACGCUUGUCAAUUUAUACAUGGGUACCGGGGCCUUCCUCAAAAGGAUGCAUUUUUGACCAAAUCCAUUAAUGUGAUUUUUAAAAGUCAUUUUUAAGUUUUUGAUUGUUCACAUUAUAAAUGUAUAACAAAAUUUUCUUUAUCUCUCAAUAAAUAUUUGUUGUCAUUAUUGUUGU